Messenger RNA from Guyanagaster necrorhizus, 1536 nucleotides. RefSeq lists its product as uncharacterized. Gene Ontology annotation, biological process: rRNA base methylation. NCBI's taxonomy places the organism in Eukaryota, Fungi, Basidiomycota, Agaricomycetes, Agaricales, Physalacriaceae. Gene Ontology annotation, cellular component: nucleus. Bases 36 to 1262 code for a protein of 408 amino acids. The transcript is spliced from 15 exons. The record is from RefSeq and is a predicted model, not a curated record. Gene Ontology annotation, molecular function: 23S rRNA (adenine(1618)-N(6))-methyltransferase activity.
CAGCCAUACGCCAUUAGACGUCUUCCACCAUCUUCAUGCACGACCGGAACAUUUACCGCCGAGCGACAGACUUCGUCGAAUUAGCCAAGGCAUAUCCAGAACUUGAGAAUCACCUGAUACCUUCACUAUCAAGCAGCUCUCUGAAGACGAUUGACUUCAAAAACGAUGAAUCUCAGAGAUGUCUAACAAAGGCUUUAUUAUACCGAGACUUUGACGUUGACAUCCUGUUGCCUGAGGAUCGUCUAUGUCCUCCAGUGCCGAACAGAUUGAACUAUGUGCUCUGGAUACAAGACAUUAUGCGCACACAUCCGUCCUCGAGCAUAUGUGGAAUUGAUAUAGGCACAGGUGCAUCUGCAAUCUACCCUCUGCUCGCGUGUAAACUCGAGCCAGAAUGGUCGUUCGUGGCCACUGAACUCGACGACAUGUCUUUCCAGCUAGCCGAAUCCAAUAUUUCGAGAAAUCGUCUUGGUAAUCGGGUACGCGUACUCCAGGCACGUCCCGACCAGCCCAUUCUUUUCCCAUUGAGGAUAUAUCCUGACGAAUCGUUCUCCUUUACGAUGUGUAAUCCGCCCUUUUACGCGUCCUUGGAUGAAGUGACCUUGUCAGCAGAAGGGAAGGCUAUGGAUCCAAAUGCUGUUUGUACAGGUGCGCCUGUUGAGAUGGUAACUCCUGACGGCGAGGCGGCUUUCGUAUGCCAGAUGGUGAGGGAGAGUAAGCAGAUAGGUGCACGUUGCAGAUGGUAUACCUCAAUGCUAGGAAAGAUGUCUUCCUUAACACAAGUCGUGGAUUUGUUAAAAGACCUUUCGAUUGAGAACUACGCUAUUACCGAGUUCGUCCAAGGACAAACUAGAAGAUGGGCAAUCGCUUGGUCGUUUACUGACGAACGACUCCCUGACUCAAUAUCUCGUAUAUCCAACCCCGCUUUACGCUGUCUUAUGCCGCCGCACAAUAACACCCUGCAACCUGUUCCUGGAGACAAAGCGGUCGAUAUCUGCCAGGUUCUCCAGACUAUUAGUGGAUUGGAGACAGAGACCUGCGACGGGCAUGUACUCGUGACGGCCAAAGAAGAUACUUGGUCAAGGAGCGCCAGAAGGAAGAGGAAGCAUGAUACCGUUCAUCCUCCUCCUUUGGACUGUAAGAUGAUGUGUGUCAUAAGACCUUUCAAAGCUGGAGUCGAAUUUCAAUGGGUAAAAGGAGCCGGAUCAGAAAGAGGGUUGUUUGAUAGUUUCUGUAGUCAUGUUAGUCGGAAAAUAUUGGUAUAAAGAUAACUAUUAAUCGGGUCAAGCGGACCGGCUGAUUCUAGAAUGCUUAGAACCCGUCCUCGAGAGGGGCAUGGUGCCCUUUUGUACUCCUGGAAAGAGUGGACCAUGUAGAUGUAGGAGAAUGUAUCAGAUACUCCAGAGGCACUCGCGAGCAGCAUAUUCUAACAGACUAUCGGGAAACUACAAACUCUGGUUCGCAUGACCAUUAUACGCGAUAUUCUAACUGGCGAGGACCGCGAACGGAUGAUAUGCACCGCACGGAAUAUGCACCUGC